UAAAACUGGUUGUUUGCCUCCUGACGCUCUUUCAUAAGCAUAUACGUUGGUCUUGUUUUUUUUUUUUUUUUUAAACUUGAACUGCGGCUCGAGUCCAACAAAUGGUUAAAACGGCUGCUCGACGGAAGCGGAAGAACUUGUGCGUAAUGCAGCGUCCGAGUAGUUAGCUCGGAUAGUUAGCGUGACUGGUCAAGCUCCAGCUGUGCCCCUGUCACUGUCCGCUCUUGGAUUCGGAAAGACGAUGGCUGUUUAGUUGUCGUCGACGGGACCAACCAGAAGUGAGGACUGCUCUGCGGUGGUGGGUUGAGCUUUUUUUUGCCGUGGAUUUAUGCUUCAGCCGGCUGAAGCUCGCAGAGUCCCCUCCACUUCCUGGUAAGAUGGGAGGGCUCUGGUAAUCGCCAGUCGCCUGGUUAAAGAGCUGGAGAGAAUCUGUGAAUUCAGCCACCCAGAAGUGCCAAUCCUGCUUUACGCCACACAGACACCAGCCAUGCUGACUGACAACAGGAAGCGUCAUCAUAGCUGUGACAGUGAGGAGGAGCGACAGCUGAGUCCCCAGGCCAAGAGGUCAGCGCUCAGUCCCACACUGCUGGUGUCAGACUUGGACUCUGAGUCGUCCAGCAGUGACAGCAGCAACGGCAUCAGCAGUCCAGAAUCAGCAAUAGCGGCCACCUCCAGGCCGCCCAUCCACAGCCAAAACAAUUCGGUCUUCUCACUCAGUCCAAAGCCUGUGGACGCCCCCACCCCCUUGCAGCGUGGACUCCACGGUGAAGGCAGCAGCUACUCCUAUGACUCCAUCAACAGAGUCCUGAGAGAGGCGCACUUCAGCAGCCUGCAGAGCAGAGGACAUCCAGGCUCCACAUGACUAUGAGCUCAUACCUGUCCUUCUUCGUGGCCACUUGAUGUUGACUUCAGUGGCACUGGCCCGUCCAUGGAGGUCUGUGGCAGGGGGUGAAGCGUGGGGAGGUUUACAGUGUGAGGCACGUCCCCCACUUCACCGUGUACCAUUUGUGAAAAUCAUAAGCACAUCUGCCUUUCCAUGGCCCAGCCACUGUGGUUUACUGUGCAGUGUUGAUCUGUGUGUGUGUGUGUGUGCGUGCACGCACUGUGUGCACUUUACAGAGAGCGCGGCUCCUCUUUACAUGCGUGUGUUAAUGUGUGGACAUGAUCAUUGGUGCUAAUCAACAAAGGUGUGAUACUAAGUGCUGACAAGUGAAAUAAAGAGAUGCACUUUACUCGCCU
Messenger RNA from Synchiropus splendidus (mandarinfish), 1239 nucleotides. RefSeq lists its product as uncharacterized. Lineage: Eukaryota; Metazoa; Chordata; Actinopteri; Syngnathiformes; Callionymidae. The record is from RefSeq and is a predicted model, not a curated record. The transcript is spliced from 3 exons. Bases 488 to 862 code for a protein of 124 amino acids.